CAUACACCCCCCACCGAAAUGGGGCAGCCCCUGCGCGGCGGUGAGGGAGGUUGAGGAGGGGGGGGAAGGGGCUUCCCCUCAGAAGGGCCUGUCAGUGGGUCCCGGGGGCGCCGUGGGGGACCCUGAGGUGGAAGAAGGCACCUGUCCCUCCCCAGCCUGAUGGCGAGCCCUUCCCCUACCCCCGCCGCCGCCCGUGGUUCAGGGGGAGACUUGCGGCCCCAGGCACAGAGCAGAGCUUCCAGCUGAUGGUCCUGGAGCUGGAGGUUUGCUGGCAGGGUUGAUGGCGUAAGGACCCCACACCAGCAGCGAAACAAUUACAGAGGGAAAGAGGCUGGAAUCAAUGGUGUUGCCGGCCCUUCUCUGUUUCAAAUGGCCAACGCACCCAGCGCAAGUCUGGCAUCUGCGGACCCCAGGGUACUGGCCUUAGCUGCUCAGGUCACUGAGAGCAGAGAACAGGACAUCCCCCUGCUACUUCUGAAGUUAAAGGGAAUUUUAAAUACUGCUUCCUUGGGACGCGAAGAAGCCAAAAAAAUUAAGCAAGAUAUAUACAAUUAUGAUCUUACCCAGUACUGCAUGCUCGUCCUUAGACAAGACCACUCUCGACUGCGUGGAGGCUGGGCGACUGCUGCCCAGUUAGCAGAGAUACUAAGUCAUUGUUGUGUAGGACUAGAGGUGAAAGAAGAUCCUGAGGAAUUUCACAAGAAAUUUCUUCCUUCAGCUAUAGACAGCCUGCUGUUUUUGGGAAGACGCUUGCAAGCACGAUUUAUCCGAGCUAUCAAGGAUGAAGAAAACCAAGAUUUUUUACGCUGGUUCCAAACAGUAACUGAUGCCAUCUGCUGGCUGUUCGGUGGGCAUAUUCAACUAGCAGCAUGUGUACUGCAAAAUGAUCACUUCCUGCAGUUGUUAAUAACGGAUGAUGUUGAAACAGCAAUUAUAAUGAUGUCUGUUUUACACAAUAUUUUGAGGGUCAAUAGUUCUGUCUUGCUCCAGGUUGAUGAAAGGACCCUUCACUCUGUUUUGGAUGAACUUGUUUAUAAGCUUUCAUCUACCUCCAAUCCUGUUGUAGGAAAUGCUGCUACAAAACUCCUAUUGUUGGUGGCAAAAUGUUGCAAGCAGCUUGUGAAGUUGCUCAGAGCUCGCUACAAAGGAUUAAAAGGGCUUUUAAGUAAACAGUGGACUGGCAAAGGAUUUGACAGGGAUCUCAGUCAGCUCUUGGACCUGCUGGACUUGGAACAAUCCAGUGGAAAAGGAGAAAUGCAGAGGCAGCAUCAAGCAGCUUGUAUAAUCCAGGCUGCGUGGAGGGGAUUUCAGACAAGGAAAAGGCUGAAAAAACUACCCCAAGCAGUGACCGCUCUACAGAGAAGCUUCAGAGCUAAGCGGGAACAGGAGCUGCAGCACUUAAAAAAACAGAAGGAAGAGGAGGCUCUAAAACUGCAAAUGCAACUUCAGAGACAGAGGGCCAUGAGACUCUUCCAUGAACGACAGCUGGCCUUACUGGAAAUAAUCCAUCCCAGUCAGGUAAAUAAAUACAUGGAGGAAAUGGAGGGGAAAUCAGCAUUAACUAUCCAGAGAUUCUGGAGAGGGUAUAGAGCAAGGAGAAAUUUUCAUCAACAGAGACAAUCACUUAAGGAGUAUAAAGCAGCUGUUGUCAUUCAGAGAGCAGCUUUUAAAUUCUUGGAAAAACGAAGGAGGAGGAGACCUCUCUCUCCUUGGAAAGAUCCCAAGGGACUGACUGAUGAGCAGAGACUAGCCUUGCAGCAGAAGGUGGAUGACUACAUCAAAUUGCAUCCGGCUUCCCAAAUGUCAGAAGAAAUGAGUAAAGAAUUGCAUAUGCAGGCCCAGGAAAAGCUGGCACAGUUCCUGUUGAGGAGCAGACUGGAUCAGAGAGCAGCGCAGCGGAGAGAGACGUUACUGGCUCAGGUCAACACCGAUGUGGAGCUGCUAAUGAAUGCUCCAGGGUUAGCAGAGACCACAGGAAAAGAUCUUGAUGUCUUUAUGAGCCGAUCAGUCCCUGUAGCUACCAAGGCAAGACAAUCCCACAACACUAUGCUGAAAUACACUCGCUGGCCGUGGUGGAAGAAGCUUGGAGAUGAAUUUGUGGAGGAUGAUGUCAUUCCUGAUGAUGCCCUAAAUGCAGAACUGGGAACUCUGUUUAUUGGUGGAAGGAAAUCCUUUUAGGUAACAGGCAGAAGAAUUUCACAGUCAGCCAGACUCGUAUCUUGCACUAUGUAUUCACUUGUGUGUGUUUUUAAGGAAGGAAAACACUUGAAUUGUAAGACAAAAAGCACUGAAAAAGACCAAAGCCUUAUUUUAGUGCAUUUUACUUAUUAAGAAUCUCUUCCUGUACAUGAAUAGUUAGAUCCUAUUGAUUAUGUUGUUUCAAAUAGGAUUUAAAUACUGUAGUUGUAAACGAGAGGAUAUUUUGUAAUUUGUCCCACUUUAAAAGUAAGUUCAUAACCUUUGGCUUUUCAGUUCUUAUUCAGAUCUUAUAAGAAUUCUUAUUCUUACGUGUAAAGAAUCAUACCAUUGUAAAAGCCUGGGCUUUUAUAGCAAAACACUUUAUCUGGUGAUGUGCUUUGAGAUAAAGAUGGGUUCAGAACAAACCAAGACUCCAAUAAGAAGUCAAGCAAGGGUGGGCAAGCUGGGUGCUUAUGGCAGGGUAGAUGAGCUAACUCCAGUUAGCACAGGCAAAGCUUGGCCUGAAGAACAUCACCAGCCUCUUGGUAGCAGCAAGGGGAAAAGUAAAAGGAGGGAAAAAUGCCAGUAUUCUUGGAUUAUAUGUGUUUUCCUUUAAAAGUGUGCAGUUCUUCCCACAACCAAUGCAGUGCAUUGUUAACACAGGCACAGUCCAAACUGUUACAAGGGAUUGUAGCCUCAGUGUGACCAUCUGGACCAUCAGCUCUGUCUUCUCAAACCAUGCAGAUGCUGUUUAAUCCGGAAAGGUCUCCAGCACAGGGACCUGAUAUGCAGUGAAGACCUACAGUCAGGGGCUGAAGGCAACUGCUUAUCAAUGUGCCCAGAAAGCAAGGAGAACUCAAGGCCACAGCUACUGCUGUAGGUACCUGUGCUAUUUUUUAAGUGAGAGGCUGAGAGAGUUUUAAGAAUUAGAUCUUACCUCACUGCAGAGGAGGAAAAAGCGCAGUGAUUUCUGCCAGUUGUACGUGGGCAGCGAUACUGGUUCAGCAUGUUUGUUUUCCAUUCUCUUUAGAAGGUUUUGAGUUUUAGUUUUAGUGGAGAUGAAUGGAAAACAAAUAAAUAGAAAUAGCGGGCAGAAGCCCAAGCCCGUUCAGAUGCAGCUGAUACAUAGAAAUUAAUAACUGGAGAGCUGCCAAGAGGAAGAGCUCUGCUUUGGGUUAAUUUUUUUAACAGAGCUGUGAUUUGGAAGGCACUGAAUUGGCUCUCCGCUCCUUUCUUGGAGAGUUUACUGGUGGAACAAUCCAUUAAGUAUUUGCCAGAGCUCUUGCAUGUGUCUGUUGAGUUACAGACUGUUCUGCGCAGCCCUGCUACUAGUUUUAGGCUGUGCUUGUAAGAUGACAGGUCCCCUACAGCCACCAGCGUGGAGGGGCUGUGGGGCAGUCACCAAGCGCUCCCAGGGAUGGAAGCUACCCCCCAGCAGCUGCCAAGCUCUGGAGAAGGCCCAGCAUCUCUGGAUGAGCUGCAGUAAGCCAGCUGGUCCCUCACAAAUACACAAGUCCUCUGUGCACGGCAUAGUUCCCUCUGCCGUGUAACCACUGACCCAAACUAUUUUGAGACAGCAGCCUCUGCUGUUAUGUUUAUUCCUAAUCACCUUCAUUAUAACAGCUCUUUAGCACAGGGGGAUGUUCACAAAGGUGUUUUGCUUAAUGUAUUUAAUGUAAAGAGAUGACUCCCUCGGCCAGUGUUAAAUACCAACUGAAUUACAGAGCCAUCUUACCAAAAAGCCAUUUAUUGUAAUGGCCUCUGCCACUCGCUGCCAUUAGAGUGGGUAAUGAACUCCCCCUUUGGAAUAUGCAAUUUGCUGGAUAAUGGGGGGUUUUUAAGUGAACAGAGAGCCUGGUGGAAGGUGCAGUCUUGCUGGAGGAAUUCAAGUUGCUGCGUUGUGUAUUCCCAGCCCGGCUCCACCGCUGCUCUGGUAAAUAAAAAUGCCUCUUCUUAC
Messenger RNA from Calidris pugnax (ruff), 4135 nucleotides. RefSeq names its product IQ motif containing B1 (gene IQCB1). Gene Ontology annotation, cellular component: cilium. Gene Ontology annotation, molecular function: calmodulin binding. The transcript has 14 exons. Gene Ontology annotation, biological process: cilium assembly. The coding region runs from base 370 to 2178 and encodes 602 amino acids. The record is from RefSeq and is a predicted model, not a curated record. NCBI's taxonomy places the organism in Eukaryota, Metazoa, Chordata, Aves, Charadriiformes, Scolopacidae.